AUGCGUCCAACGUGUGUUGGAGGAGUUGCAGUUGCACACUCGCCUCGCAUGUCACAUAUCUGGGGUUCGAACCCCGACACGGCCAUUGGAUAUGCACUGCUGAUGAGCUCUACUAAGAGCGAAACUCGAGUUCGAGCCCCCCUUUGGUGUGGACUCACCGGAAUAAUUACGCCAGAACAGGAGGACGACCGUUCAAACGAGAGUGGUGUGACUAUGAACAAUAGAAUACUAUCGAGAGCAACGAAGACUAUAGCACCCUUUCGGUGCCUAGCUGCCAUGCCACAAGAAGGAGUCACCAGGGCUGGGAUACUGCCAGGUUGCUCAAGCCUAGAUAAGGGAAGUCAAGAAGCAGAGGUCGGCUUCGAACCACGGACCUUCCUAUCAGAUCGCCAAUGGCAAUUAAAAGCUGCACGGGAUAGAAGAAUCAUGCUGGUUCAUAAACUGAUUAUCCUUGAAUGCAAAUGGGACAAUCAACGGUGUUUUGUGACGCUUGUACUUCAAAAACGGACAAUCAAACCUGCAACUGAAUGUGCUGCACAAGGCCGCCUCAUGUUUCAGCUGCUACGAAAUGCAAGAUAUCGUGAUACGUGUAUAGACGUGAUGCACUACUGA
Messenger RNA from Opisthorchis viverrini, 612 nucleotides. RefSeq lists its product as hypothetical. Bases 1 to 612 code for a protein of 203 amino acids. The record is from RefSeq and is a predicted model, not a curated record. NCBI's taxonomy places the organism in Eukaryota, Metazoa, Platyhelminthes, Trematoda, Opisthorchiida, Opisthorchiidae. The transcript is spliced from 4 exons.